UUAGUGCCAUUACCUUGUGUUUUUUUUGACGGCCAUGGCAUCGCGUUCACGGUCGGAGAUGGAGAAGAAAAGGGGGCGACCGACAGCCGCCGCCACGCCCGUCCACAGCCACUCCCGCCGGAAGAAGAGCCCUCGGCUGCUCCUUUCUCGGAACUCCUUCAAGGCGAGCUUCGCAGACCUCCCUUCUGAUCUACUUAUGCGUCUGGCGGCGCCCUUCGACAUGCCGACCCUCUGGGCGGCGAGCAUGGCGUGCCAGUCCUGGAGGGAGGCGCUCCGUCCCCUCCGAGAGGCCAUGGUUCUUCUUCGCCUCGGGAAGCGGUACAAGCAUGGCCGCGGCCCCGGGAUCGCACGCCCCAACCCUAGACGGGCCCUCGAGUACUUCCUCAAGGGAGCCGAUCGCGGUUCGGCCGCCGCCAUGGUCGACGCCGGGCUUAUGUACUGGGAGAUGGGGAGAAAAGGGGAGGCCCAAGCGUUGUAUAACAAGGCAGCUGAGCUCGGUCACCCGGUUGGACAGUGCAACCUUGGUGUCUGCUACUUAGAGGCUGAUCAACCUAAUCCAGAAGAGGCCGUCAGGUGGUUUUACCAAGCAGCUCAAGCAGGUUAUGCACGUGCAGAGUAUAACUUGGCUCUAUGUCUUCAUAAGGGACGUGGCUUAAAGAUUAACAUGGAAAAUGCUGCCAAAUGGUAUCUUAGAGCUGCAGAAGGUGGGUACGUGCGAGCAAUGUAUAAUACUUCAUUAUGUUAUUCAACUGGAGAAGGAUUGGCACAAAAUCUUAGACGUGCAAGAGAAUGGAUGAAGCGAGCUGCCAAAGCUGGCCACAGUAAAGCACAGUUUGAGUAUGGUCUUCAACUUUAUUCUUCAGGGGAUAUGGUGGAGGCUCUUGUCUACCUUGAAUUGGCAACACGAGCUGGAGUGGAUGACGCCACACAUACGAGGGACGUAAUUCAACAAUCUCUCUCCCAAACCUCACGAGCUCGAGCCCAUUUACGAGUGGAGAAUUGGCGGCCUUCAUGAUUGCAUCUUUCAUCUUUGGGCUUAUAUAUGUUACUUUGUGCAAGCUCCUUCACAUUGGUUAUAUUGCAGAAUCCAUACUACACUCGAUUGAAGCAAUGUACCACCAUGAAUUGGACUCAGAAAUCGAAUCAGGUUCAGUCCAAAUCAUGUGGUAAAAGUGGCGCAAACCUAGAGCAGAACCAUAGUCAGUUCGACCUUCAGAUGACCUUGUAGCUCAAAAGCAAUUUUGUCGGCCAAAAGCCGCAAGAAGCGCCCAAGUUGCAGUUCUGCCUCUGCUGAAAUAGAUAAGUAAAUCAGGGAAGAUUCCUUUUCUUAUAAUUUUUAAUCUUAGAUGUAAUAAUUUGAAUAUAAUCAAGCAUUGUUAGUUGUGGAUUCUUAAAUAAUGUAUACGGUACUAAAGACUUGAAUUUGGGGUUUCAGAUUACAGAGCA
Zingiber officinale is the source of this 1446-nucleotide messenger RNA. Its product is annotated as F-box protein At1g70590-like. The record is from RefSeq and is a predicted model, not a curated record. Bases 35 to 1015 code for a protein of 326 amino acids. NCBI's taxonomy places the organism in Eukaryota, Viridiplantae, Streptophyta, Magnoliopsida, Zingiberales, Zingiberaceae. Gene Ontology annotation, molecular function: protein binding. The transcript has 4 exons.